AAAGACACUACUCGCGGUUUCAUUGGACAUCACAGCACAGAAUUGUAGGACAUGUCAAAAAUGGACAGGUUUCAUAUUUAAGUGAGCGAGUAUAUUCCUACUCGCUUUGUAAGCAAGUAAAGAAAGAUUAAAUCUUUGGGUUCUUUCUGGUCAAUUACUUCUGGCAACAUCAAACUGGGUUGUGCUGUGGCGCUAUUAACAGCUCAUUUUCCUUGUUUUGUUUUUCUUUUUUAGGAAGAGAACCCAAGUUGCUUUGCUCUCAAGUGAAUAGCACUGAAAAAAAGAACAAUUUUUUUUUGGCAUAGAUAAUGGCUGAGAAUCCUUACCUGUUAUUCUCUGAAAAUAACCGCUUCAUCUAAUCCACCCUCCUCUUCCUCAAUUUCAGACCCCAAAAACCGUUUUAUUCCAACUGUCUCUCUGUGAGUUUUUCACUUUUAAACCCCAACGUUUAAAAAGUUGAGGCCUUCCAGUUGGUCACUGUGUCAUUUGGUGUCAGGAAGAAGAGUGAAUCAGAGAUUUGGAUGUUUGCAGGGAUUGUGGGGAUCUGGUUUUGGUGAGGAGUAAGGAGGGAGAUGGAACCUCCAACUGGGUUUUUGGCUACGCUGUGGAACUUCAUCUGUUUUCUGCCUUACUUUAUUGGGCUUCUUCUUCUUGGCACGGUUAAAGGAAUUUUCUUCUGUCCAUUGAUUUGCCUUAUCAUUGGAGUUGGAAACACCGCUAUCAUAUUGGGUCUUUGGCCUGUUCACAUUGUUUGGACCUAUUAUUGCAUCUUGAGCGCUAAACAAUUUGGGCCAGUUCUGAAGAUUGUUGUCUGCAUAACUAUACUACCUCUCCAAUUGAUCUUGUGGCCGGUGGUUGGAAUUGUUGGAAGUGUAUUGGGCGGAGCAGCAUAUGGCUUACUUUCACCAGUAUUUGAAACUUUUCAAGCUGUUGGAGAAGGGAAGACCAAUCAGUUGUACCACUGCUUUUACGAUGGAACUGUAAGCACGGUUAAGGGAAGCUUCACUGUUGUGAGGGAUUUUAAGGAUGUCUGUUACCAUACAUACUUCUCAGUUAUGGAUGACCUGAAAAGUCAAGGUCCUCCAAAAUAUUAUGAAAUCAGGUUGCUUUAUCUUCCUGGGGCUGUUCUAGCAGGGGUCCUUGGUUUCAUGGUUGAUAUGCCAUUGAUCUCAUUUAUUGCCAUUUACAAAAGCCCAUACAUGCUCUUCAAGGGGUGGCACCGUUUGUUUCAUGACCUUAUUGGUCGGGAGGGCCCUUUCUUGGAAACAAUAUGUGUUCCGUUUGCAGGUCUUGCUAUCCUAGUCUGGCCAUUGGCUGUUGUUGGGGCAGUUUUGGCAUCUAUGGUGGCUAGCAUAUUUCAUGGUGCUUAUGCUGGAGUGGUAGUUUAUCAGGAGUCCUCUCUUUGGAUGGGGCUUCGCUUUAUCAUUGCAUCCUUAGCCAUAUAUGAUGAAUACAGCAAUGAUAUCCUUGACAUGCCAGAAGGAUCCUGCUUUCCAAGGCUAACCUACCGAAAAAAGGCUGAAUCGCUUCCAACCACCUCUCGCGCACCUUCUUUCUCAAAGCAUAGAUCUUUGAAAAAUGCUCCCUCAUUCAAUAAUGCUAUGAUUGAGUUGAAGCCCCUUGAGGUAAUGGAUAGCUUAUUUAGGGAGUGCAAACGAUAUGGGGAAAUCCUGUUUUCUGAAGGAACAAUAACUCGUCAAGACCUCGAAGAUGCCAAGUCUAGUAAAGGAAGUAGAGUUAUUAGCACUGGCUUGCCAGCUUGUUGCCUUCUUCAGACACUCUUGCGAUCUGCAAAAGCCAAUUCGGCGGGCAUAUUGUUAAUUGACAACUGUACUGAGAUAACUAGCUCAAACAGACCAAAAGACACAAUCUUUGAUUGGUUUCUCAACCCCCUCUUGAUCAUCAAGGAUCAGAUCAAAGCAGAAAAGCUUACUGAGUCAGAAGAGUACUACCUCGGCAAAUUAGUUCUAUUGAGUGGUGAUCCUGUGAGGUUGAAAAACUCAAACAUCGGCUCACCACCUGAUUCAGAACGUAAACAAGCUGAACUUGAUGCAUUGGCUCGAAGGCUCCAAGGUAUUACUAAAUCAAUCUCAAGAUACCCAACUUAUAGGCGCCGGUUUGAGGAGCUUGUCAAAGCCUUAUCUGAUGAACUUGGCCAGAAUAAUGAUGGUAGUAUCAAACCAACCAGCGGCCCCAAUACCAUUGCAAGAUCAAAGAGUGCCUUUGCCCGGUUGUUCACCCAGAAAUCUUUUAGUUUUACAAGCAAAACAAGCAAUCACGGGGGUGAUCCAGAGUCACAAGAAGUCGAAAGAGAUGUGACCAUUGCAUAGUGAAAUGUCUCACGUGCCUACAGCCAUAUUGAUUUUUAGCCUUUUAGGUAUUAACUUUGUUCAUGCCACAACGUUUACCGUCUUGUUCAAAAUUGGGACGGAGAAAAAGGUAUUUUGAUUCCCUUUUUUUUCUUUUUCUGUUAUGUAUACAAAAUAUAUAUACACUUAAUGUAAGCAGAUGCAUAUGAUAAAACAGUUGUAAUUCCUUUCAAUUGAAAUUCAUUGACAGUAUGAGUGAAGAAUUUGAUGCAAC
Molecule: messenger RNA, 2583 nt
Organism: Rosa chinensis
Lineage: Eukaryota; Viridiplantae; Streptophyta; Magnoliopsida; Rosales; Rosaceae
Exons: 11
Coding region: 573-2330 (585 amino acids)
Source: RefSeq, a predicted model, not a curated record